Molecule: messenger RNA, 1790 nt
Organism: Bolinopsis microptera
Lineage: Eukaryota; Metazoa; Ctenophora; Tentaculata; Lobata; Bolinopsidae
Product: sialin-like
Exons: 7
Coding region: 165-1643 (492 amino acids)
Biological process (GO): transmembrane transport; monoatomic anion transport
Cellular component (GO): membrane
Molecular function (GO): transmembrane transporter activity
Source: RefSeq, a predicted model, not a curated record
CUGGUUCAAGAUGCUAGAAGAUCAUUCAUAUGAAUUCGUCAUAAACUUUAGUGUUCUGCCACUGAAGAAAGGGUGACAGUCCCAAAGUUCAGAUCUAGUUGUGUUGCUUAGUUACGGGUUUAUAAUGGAAAACAUCCUACAUACUAACAUCAGUUGAACAUAAUAUGAAAGGUGAAAUAUUUCCUUUGCUCGGUGGGAGGAGGGAGAACUGUGCACCGAACAAAACAUCUGUUAAAAGUGUUAAACCCGCUGGCUGGUUUAGAUAUGUGAUAGUUUUGCUGGUGUGUUGUGGGUUCAUAAUGGACUACAUCCUACGUAUGAACAUAAGUUUCGCGUUGGAUAGUGAUAUGGUGGCUGCACCAGAACAUUGUACUGAAAAUGAAACAAGAUGUUGGUCCCAGGAACAACAAGGUUACGUUUUGAGCUCCUUUUUCUGGGGAUACUGGGCCACGCAGCUUCCGGGCGCUGUGAUAUGCUGUUAUUUUGGGGCCAGCAAAGUCUUUGGUAUCGGCCUCUUCAUCGCCAUCCUAGCAACCUUCCUUUGUCCUUUUAUCUCUGGUGUCAACUUUUGGCUGUUUAUUGCACUGCGUCUUUUCAUUGGAUUGGGGCAAGGUGUAACAUUCCCGGUGGCCCUGAACAUCAUAGCAACCUGGGCCCCUACUUCUCAGUUUGCCACAUUUUCAGCUUUAAGUUCCGGGGGUCAGUAUUUAGGGGCUGUCCUGGCGAACUCUGUUUCUGGACUGUUAGCUUCUGGUAGCUUUUUAGAGGGCUGGCCCAGUCUUUUCUAUGUGUAUGGAGGCUGUGGAGUACUAUGGGCUCUGCUAUGGUUUGUCUUUGUUAGAGAUGAUCCGGCCACAUCAUACUGGACUUCCAACGCUGAAAGGGAAUACUUGGCCGCGACUACAGUCCCUAAGAAAGCAGUUCAGAUAUCUGAAAUACCUUGGAAAAGUAUUCUGAAGAGCGGACGAUUUCGGUCAACUUGUGUCAUGCACAUGUGUAAUGGGUAUGGAUUCUUCAUGUUACUGUCAGACAUUCCCAAGUUUAUGAUCGAAGUUUUGCAGUACAACAUGAAAGACUCCGGGUUUAUAGCCUCGCUACCUUACGUCAUGAUUUACCUUGGUUACACUUCCGGUGGAUACUUUUCUGAUCUUCUUAUAAGAAACGGAAUACUGUCAAAAACAUGGACAAGAAAAUUUUGUAGUGUUGCUGCCCAGAUUAUUCCGGCCAUUCUUCUGGCUGCCAUGGCCUACUGUGAGAACAAUGUCCCCAUUCUGAUUCUCUUGAACAUAACAAUGUAUUUCCAGGGUUACGCCAACCUCUGCUAUUAUGUGAAUUAUGUUGAUCUCUCUCCUCGCUUUUCUGUGAUCCUCUGCGGUAUUGGUAACGGCCUUAGUGCUGUAGCUGGAAUCCUGGGCCCCAUCGCUGUUGGAUUCCUUGUCAACGAUGUUGAUCCAGACGAUUAUGAGAAACUGCAUGAACGUUGGAAGAUAGCCUUCCUAUCGGCUUCAGCAGUCUGGAUGUUUGGAUCUGUACAGUACUGUGUGUUUGGUUCUGCAGAAGUUCAGCCCUGGAAUUCCCAUGGGUUGGAGGAGGAAACGUCUGUGAGGGAUGAAGAUAUUAUGUAUACUGAUGUCGAAGCAUGAGCAGGGGAUUCGGUAUUUAGAGGAUUACACUUUCCAGGACUCUGACUUGUAACUGAUAUGUAUUUGAGCUCUUCAUUGACUGAAUAAUAAGGUGAUAAAGUGUUUUCAUCCUAUUACACACAUUCACUGGCUAGUGACUAAAAGUAA